CAUCUAGCCUGCCGGAAAAGAAGGAGAAGAAGCAUAUGGGUAUUUAUGGAAACCCUAAAGGGUCUUAGGCGAACCACUUCCUGAAUUAGUCACGUGGUAUCAGCCGGGCAGCGAGGCUUCGGACUUCAUCAUUUUCAGCUCCUCCCCUAAAUGAAGCAAGCCUCGAUACGCCCAUCGCUGAAACGCCCCCUCCCCUACUCGGCACACGCUUCAAAGCCUCGACACGGAACGUUACAUCACUACAAAUAACCAUCCCCCCUGCGCAGGGCCGUAUGCAGGGCCCAAGAAAUACUGAGGUCAUGAAUCAGAACUUCUAGAUUUGGCCCUCAGCGACUUCCGUAGUUCCCGAAAAUAUAAAGAUGGCUGCUUCCAGUGGUACCAGCAAGAGAUCAGAGCUGUCUAAAGCUGAGUACUUAAAACGUUAUCUCUCAGCCGAAGAAGAUCCCCAAAAAUCCAUAGGAAAAAUAAGAAAGAAACGACGUACGGUCCCCGAGAAGGGACUUAAAAUAGUUGACGAUGACAUAGACUGGAAACAGAUGAUCAACGAGCAGACAGAAAUUGAAGAGGAUGAAGAAGAAGCUCCAGUGAUUGCAGAGGUGAUUGAUGAUCGCCCAGAGCAGGUUAAACGAUUGGAAGCCUUCAGAACCAGCAACAGAUGGAAAAUAAUUGGAGCUGAUGAAGAUGAAAACACAGAGAAGAAGGGCGUAAGUGGGCCUGAACACACAGAUCUUAUGGCAUCAAGCAAAAGCUGUCAUAACUCACCAGAUCUGUCAUCAAAGAGGAGGAGGCUUGAUUCUCCAGACAUAUCUCCUCCCAGGAGGAGCCGCCAUGACUCUCCAGAUUUGUCACCUCUGAGACAACAUUCAAGGAAGUCGGGGAACAUGCAAAGUAUAAAUUCACCACUCAGUAGGGCCCAAAAUUGGUGUGACUCUGACUCCGAUCAGUCGCCCCCACGGAAAAAGCCACUGAAGGGAAAAGCUUCCAACACUGAUCUGUCUCCUCCAAAGAGGCACUCGAAAACAAGACGACUCUCCGGGUCCGACCAGUCUCCACCAAGGAGGUGGCCACAGAGUAUAAAAGACUCAGAUGGAGACCUGUCACCACCACGUAGACCUGGCCAAUCUCAGGGGCAAAGGAUGCUUUCAGGUGGAAAAGCAGGUCUGGUUUCUGUAGAAGUUUUAAGGAAAGAGCAGGAGGAAAACCGAUGCAGAGAAAGAAACAAUCAACCUCUAGAAGAUGAAUCCCGCAAUGCGCAGACGAUAUUCCGAGACAAAAGUGGUAAAAGGAGGGACUUGGAUUUCGAGAGAGAGGAACAGAAGAAGAAAGCUGGAAAAAAAGCAGCAAAGGAUGAAAAAUAUGCACAGUGGGGGAAAGGGUUGGCUCAAAACCAGAUGCAACAGCAGAGAAUUGAAGAUGCAGUGCGUGAAGCCCACAAGCCACUGGCACGCCAUCGUGAUGACGAGGAUCUUGACCGCAUGUUGAGAGAGCAGGAAAGAGAAGGGGAUCCUAUGGCUGCAAUGCUCAGGCAGAAAAAGGGCCGCAAUACAAAAACACAAGAAAAACCUCGAUAUAAAGGCCCUGCACCACCCCCAAACCGCUUCAAUAUUCAACCAGGUUUUCGCUGGGAUGGAGUUGACAGGUCAAAUGGUUUUGAACAGAAACGCUACAGUCGCAUUGCAGAUAAGAAAGCCAGCCAGGAGGCAGCUUAUAAAUGGAGUGUGGAGGACAUGUAGUCAAUGAAUCAGGAGCAGAGCUAAAGAGCAUGACUGCUCACCAAGAAUUUCUAAGCUGUUAAGCCAACUGAAGGUUAGACAUCUAUUUAUAAUUUAAAUAUUAACUGAAUGAAUGAAAGAACUUUCCAGACUAGUUUAGUACUGUAGAACAGAGAUAAGAUUUAGUUGUACAUAGCGGUGAAGUGAUAGACACUUAAGGCUUUUGUAAGAAAAUGUUCAAUGUGGAGACAAACGUAUUACUAUGUUUUAUUAAAAAAAAAAAAAAUUUUGUAA
Molecule: messenger RNA, 2006 nt
Organism: Mugil cephalus (flathead mullet)
Lineage: Eukaryota; Metazoa; Chordata; Actinopteri; Mugiliformes; Mugilidae
Gene: bud13
Product: BUD13 homolog
Exons: 13
Coding region: 360-1733 (457 amino acids)
Biological process (GO): mRNA splicing, via spliceosome
Cellular component (GO): U2-type spliceosomal complex; RES complex
Molecular function (GO): RNA binding
Source: RefSeq, a predicted model, not a curated record